Molecule: messenger RNA, 714 nt
Organism: Recurvomyces mirabilis
Lineage: Eukaryota; Fungi; Ascomycota; Dothideomycetes; Mycosphaerellales; Teratosphaeriaceae
Exons: 1
Coding region: 1-714 (237 amino acids)
Source: RefSeq, a predicted model, not a curated record
AUGAACCGACCGAACAACUCUGAGCCUGGAAGGCAGAAGGCAGGCCUCUUGACCAUUCCCGCCGAGCUCAGAGACAUUAUCUACGCCUACACGCUAGCCGCAGGAACCGACGUGCACAUCCAUAUCGGGAGACAACAGCCUGCAUUCUUGCGAACAUCUCGUCAAGUUCGUGCAGAGACUAUCGAGCUCUACUACUCGGACAACACCUUCUGCUUCACCGUCCACGCCUAUCGCGGACCAGAGAUACGACCAUUCACCAAGCUACUGCAGAGAUACAGCAAAUAUGGCCGAGACAAUCUCUCCGUCGAGCUGUGCAGCGACCUGAAGUGCGCCGAUUGUCAUGGCUGGCUACUGCUAUGGAACCUCAUGGUGUGGCUACAAGCAUACUACGCGGACAAGCUGCUCGUGCCAGGCCUUCGGCAGGAUGCAGUAGAGGAGCACACUCGUGGCAGGACCCUCGCAAGGCGCACUUUCUCCGUGGUCGACAACAUGCGCCACUUGCCCUGGGACGAAGUCGUAGGCGUACUCGAUGCCUUCAUAGAUGCCAUUGAGCACUUUGAGGAGGAGGAUUGUGAAGCUGGAGAGGGGUAUCAUGAGCACUUGAGCGAUGAUGAAGAUGAUAGCAGUGAGGAAGAUGGGAGCGCCGAUGAGGAUGAGAGUGCUGAUAGCAGCGAGCGAGAUGAUAGCAGCGGGGAAGACGACAGCAGUGAUUAG